Messenger RNA from Prorocentrum cordatum, 1146 nucleotides. Lineage: Eukaryota; Dinophyceae; Prorocentrales; Prorocentraceae. The record is from the annotation of a GenBank genome assembly.
CGAAAUCUAAAUGACCUUCUGGGUGCAACCCUGCGGGUGGGACCCCGUGGAGUGGAACCCUAUGGACUGAACCUUGCGGGUGGGGCCCGUGGGGGGGUACCCUGCGGGUGUGACCUUGUCGCUUGUCCGUAGCUUCUGGCCGGAAGCCUCCACCGGCUCAGGGUGCCCACGCUCUGGCGCCCCGAAGUUUCGGGCGCUGGCCAACGAUGGCUCCCUCGGCGCAGCCGCCAGCAAACAAGGCCUCGCGGCCAAAGGUUGGCGUGGGCGUCUUUGUCACCUCGGCGGAGCACCCAGGGUGCGUGCUGCUUGGCAGGCGCCGAGGCUCGGCGGGUUCUGGGACCUGGGCGCUGCCGGGCGGGCACCAGGAGGCGCAGGAGACCUGGCAGCAGGCGGCCGAGCGUGAGGUGUGGGAGGAGGCGGCGCUGAGGCUGCGGGACGUUCGCGUGGCCACCGUUAUCAACUCGAUGGACCCGGCCUCCGGCUACCACUAUUGCGUCGUCUUCAUGAGCGCUGCCGCGCGGGGCGAGCCGGUGAACGCUGAGCCGGACAAGUGCGAUGGGUGGUCGUGGCACCCGUGGGAUGACCCCCUCCCUGAGCCCGUCUUCAAGACGCUGUCGGACCUGCGCUCGAGCGGCUUCAACCCGUUCACAGACUGCGGCACGGUGCUGGGCGAGGAACCCUUGCCACCGUACUGCUGCGCCAUCCUCGCCACCGAGGCUCCCUCGUGCGGCGCCGGGCCGUCGCUGCUGCUGGAGCACCGGUCGCAGAGCGCCGAGGUGGCGGCCGGCCAGCUCACGUGUUUCGGCGGCAAGCGCGAGCCGGGCGAGGCGCCGCUGGACUGUGUGCGGCGCGAGUGCCGGGAGGAGCUCGGUUGGGAGGCGGGGUCGCUGACGAGAGUCGUCGACCUGUACUCGGAGAAGGGGAGCUGGUCGCGUGGUUCUUCCUGGGCGCCGCGCCCCCCGAGGGCGCGCCGCUCACGUUCGAGGAGGGGCGCGGGGGCGCGUGGCGGCCGCUGGGGGCGCUGCUCGACGGUGGGGGCGCCGGCGCCCCCGCCGAGCUGUCGCCCUGGCACGCCUGCGCCCUGCACGCCUGGAGGCGCGGCGCGAGGCGGGCGGACUUCGCCGGGCGGCGAGGUCUGCACGUGCC